Molecule: messenger RNA, 1123 nt
Organism: Bombyx mori (domestic silkworm)
Lineage: Eukaryota; Metazoa; Arthropoda; Insecta; Lepidoptera; Bombycidae
Product: ribonuclease H2 subunit B
Exons: 5
Coding region: 177-1106 (309 amino acids)
Biological process (GO): RNA catabolic process
Cellular component (GO): nucleoplasm; ribonuclease H2 complex
Source: RefSeq, a predicted model, not a curated record
AAGACAUGUCUAGACAGACGGUCUAGGCUACCAAGCCAUAAAAUUAAAAAAAGUAACAACAACAACAUAACAGACAUAACCUAAAAUAAUUUUUUUUUCACUAGAUAUUUUGUUUAAGUUGUAAUGUAAAAAAUUCAGUGGAUACUAAUUAAGAUUUAACUAAUUUAUAUAGAAAAAUGACUAGAUCACAAAAUAAAUUAAAAACAAAGGAACAGUUAAACACACCUAUAGCUAAACGCGUGGAAAAUACGUGGAUUUUACUUGCAAAAGAGUCCUUAUUGCAAAACAAGAAUUUUCGAUUUAUCAAUCUAUCACAUCCAGCGACUGGCAAAAUAACAAAAUAUUGUUUGGAAGAUGUCAGCAACAAAAUAUUUGAAGUCGUAACAUAUAACGAACCACAUCGAUCGUGGUUUAUAGGAGAAACAGUAAAAUCUGAUCCUAGUAUGCAAAUUUUGACUCCGAUAAAUCCAUUAUUUUUAAUACUUCCAAAAGUGAAGAGUCAAUGCACUAGUAAAGCAGUACCUUUGGAGGAUUUACUAUCUGACAAGGGAUAUGAUCAAAUUGUGAAUACUGUGAAAGAUCUGGAAAAAAUAGCUGACCGUAAGGGUCCAGUAGAGUUGAAAGCAUACAAAUAUAAUGAAGAAAAAACCUACAAAUGGCUAGAGGACAGGAUCCGGAAUCUUGCUAAAGUACUGAAAGAAAAAAAUCUGCAUGUAACAGCUGGAGCCGUAUCAGCGACAUUUGUUUCUAGCAAUUUAAACAAUGUUGAAAUUGAAGAAGAGUUCUACUUAAAAUACGCACAUGGACUGCUAUCAGAAUAUCUUCAAGAAGAAUUUGUACAAAAUUUGGAGAAAAGGUUAAAUUUUAGGCCAGAAUUAAUAGAGACCAUAGGAAUGAAACGUAAAUCUGAAAUAAAUGAUUUACAUGAAAACACGAAAAAAAUAAAAUUAGAAAACUCUUCUCUAGAAGAAGUGGUUAGUGAAAGUAUGUCCACUCAAAGUUUUACAGAAAACAAAAAGAACAAGACAUUGUCUGCAAAAGAAAAAGCAAGACAGAAGGCAGCUAGUGGAAUGAAAACAAUUUCAUCCUUUUUUACAAAAAAAUAAACAAUCCCACCUAAAAA